Molecule: messenger RNA, 1709 nt
Organism: Schistosoma haematobium
Lineage: Eukaryota; Metazoa; Platyhelminthes; Trematoda; Strigeidida; Schistosomatidae
Exons: 3
Source: RefSeq, a predicted model, not a curated record
GUAUGUGUUACAGUUAUGAAGUUAUCGGACCUGAAAAUAAAUCGACAGCAUUUAAAUCGUUCUCGAACAAGAGAAAUCAUAUCAAGGGUAACUAGUUUAAUUGAAGAAGCCGAAAAAGUCAAAGUUGAUUCAAUGGAAGGUGAAGCUGAUGAUGGUCGAUACAUUGAAUUAGAUUUGCUAAUACCUUCCGGUGAAAACGACGAACAAUUGAAACUUCCAGUCAAUUUUUCAGGCUCAUCAUCUGAGAAUGAAGAUUCAUCUUCAGAAUCAGAAAGCGAAUUUCGUGAAGUAAUAAUGCCAUCUCCAGUUAGACUUAGUUCAGCAGUUUCACCUCCUUGUACAUCUCGCAAACUUAUUGAAGAACUAAAAUCUGUUUGUACUGAUGAUUGUAUAAUAUAAGAUCACUUGUAAACUGUCUUCUUUUGCAGCUUAGUAGAUCAGAUGACAGCAUCUAGACUGAAUCGUUAACCGUAAGUUCGUUAGUUCACCCCCCUGAAUGCCCUGAUACGACUGAGGGUGGGGAAAGUGCGUUCUCAAAAUGCUCCCAUAUGGCCAAGCGUAUAUAGCCACUGCCAGUGAAGUCCUACUCAUUGUUUUCUCUCAGCCGGCUUGUUGUUUACGAAACUGAGGAUGAAAGGCGAAUGUCCGGAGCUUUAACCGGGUUGGUUGAUACCGAGGAUCCACUUGGGGGAUCUGGAGUACCCUGAUUCGAAACUAAUGGUGCGCAUGGGCCCCAGGAUCCUAAGGGAAAAUGGCAUUUGAGCCUAUUUUUGGCCACAGACCACCGUGGAACUGCACCUCUUAACGUUGCUCCACUGCCUUGUGGAUCAAACUUCUGGGUCAAAGGCUCUCUAAGAAAACCACCUGCUUGUUUGAGGACCCAGGCAGCAUCUCAGCGCACACACGAAUCCAAUAAAUUGUGUUGCACAUUUCUCUUUGUACCAAUGUUUGUGUUUAAGUAAAAUAAUAAAUAAAUAAGUAGCCCAAAUCUGUCCCCAUGUGUUUAUUAAUUUUGCACUAUCGAAGCUACACUCUAUUGACACUGCUAAGCUCUAGGUACUGAUAGAAGCCUGUUUGUUAGAUAACCUGGUGUGACCGAUUCGCUAAACUUCAUACAGUUUUCAUCCGUUUCUGUGUAUUGGUCUGUUGAUAUCUCAAAUACAUACAUUUCUUUGCAGGCUAGUCAACUCAUUCUAUAUUUGUGGUUAUGGAUUGUUUUUGAUCUUGUGGCAUGGAGAACGAGCUUGAAGUACUUCACCGAUUAUUGCAUAACUUUGGGAUUCUUAUACAAAUAUUUACUUGACUGUAACAGUAUCCUCUAUUUAAUUUCUUGUCAUCUAGUAGAUAAAUUGCCUCAUUAGUAAGAUACGUUUCACAACUAAGAACAUUUAAAUCAAGUUAGACAGUAAACCUUAAACUUCGUUGGACUGAUAAAUGAUUAUUACCAUGUACUACGCAACAUGAAUGUAAGCUGAUUUGUUUCCCCACUUUUCACAUGAAAACUGGGAAAAUUCAACAGAUGAAAAGCGGAGUAAAAAUAAUAGACAGAAGUAGAUAUGUAGAAGAAAAAAAACUGAUAGAAUCAAGCAAUAACAUUUAUCACAUGUUGCUGUAUGGAAUAUAAUACGUUCAUCUGUUGUGGUUACCUUAUGGAUACUUCCCAAGAAGUUUGCUCUCCCGUGCUAAUAGUCAAAGUUUUUAGACUGAUA